Molecule: messenger RNA, 423 nt
Organism: Monosiga brevicollis MX1
Lineage: Eukaryota; Choanoflagellata; Craspedida; Salpingoecidae
Exons: 3
Coding region: 1-423 (140 amino acids)
Biological process (GO): actin filament severing; cell motility; actin filament depolymerization
Cellular component (GO): cytoplasm; actin cytoskeleton; actin cortical patch
Molecular function (GO): actin filament binding
Source: RefSeq, a predicted model, not a curated record
AUGGCCUCUGGUGUCGGUAUCAACGCUGAUGUGAUCGAGAAGUUCACUGAGAUGAAGAUGGGCUCCAAGCACAAAUUUGUGACCUUCUGCCUCAACGAUGACCUGACCGAGAUUGUCGUCGAGAAGGCUGUCCAGGACGCCACCUACUCUGACUUUAUCGCUGCCCUCCCCGAGCAAGCGUGCCGUUACGCCAUUUAUGACUUUGACUACAAGCUUGCGGAUGGUGGCCAGCGCAACAAGCUCCUCUUUGUUGUGUGGUGCCCCGACACUGCCCGCAUCAAGGACAAGAUGCUCUUCGCCUCGUCCAAGGAAUCGCUCCGCAAGAAGCUUGUCGGCAUCAACACCGAGGUCCAGGCCACGGAGCUCUCCGAGGUCGACUAUGACGAGAUCCUGGACAAGGUCUCGGCUGGCCUCACCAAGUAA